UCCACUCCUUCUUCCCGUCGCGCUGCGCAGAGCCUCAGACGGUCCUCCAGCUCCGUGCAGCCCGGUGCGAAGAUGGUUGGCGGCUUGUGCGCUCGCAGGUUGGCCCGUCGGUCUCGGUCCGCCCUGAUCGCAGCCCUCACGGUGCUGCUGGUGCAGACCCUGAUCGUGUGGAACUUCAGCAGCCUCGACUCCGGAGAAGAGAGGGAAAACGGAGGCUCCAACGUCCGGGAGAAGAGGGACCGGGUCGCGGGCAACAAAGCCGUUGGCAGCGACUAUUUCCAACACGGGGUCCGGCGGCAGAAGCAGCAGCAGCAGCAUCUUCCUCCGCCUGGGAGGGGGACCUCUCGCCACAUACAGCAGCCGGAUGGAUAUUACUCUCACCGACCAAAGGAGAAAAGCAGGGUGGACAGUAACAACGAGAAUUCUGUGCCCAAAGACUUUGAAAACAUAGACAAUAGUAAUUUUGGUGCACGCUCACAGCCCCACCGGCAGUCUGUAGGGGCCACCAGCAGCAAGCAGCAGCGGGGGCAUCUGCAGGAGAAGGCCCAUGCCCAGCAGCAGGCCUGGCGGGACAACUCGCCCAGUCUGAGCCGCAGUUCAAAUGAAGUGCUGCCUGUAGGCCACCAGCUGAUUGUUGGCAACAACGCAUCCUACCUAGGUAGUCAAGGUAUCGGUGGAGAGCAGCGGCAGCACUACCGUGUCUCACAGUCCCAGCAGGCCCAGUCACAGCACAGACAUCAGCACCCGCACAGGAGGCAGGCAACUGCUGCGCCGCUGGAGGUGACCUAUGACCAGCCACCCAAGUGCGAGAUCAGUGGGAAGGAAGCCAUUUCAGCUCUCUCCAGAGCCAAGAGUAAGGAGUGUCGGCAACAGAUCGCUGAGGUGUACUGCAGACACAAAGAAGGGCAGUUAAUGCCUGAGAAGGUCACUCGCUACUGCCCCCUUGAGGGUAAAGCCAAUGCUAAUGUCCAAUGGGAUGAGGACUCUGCUGAGAGCUUUCCACCAAAACCAGUCAGAAUAGCGUUUGUGCUGGUGGUCCAUGGACGGGCUUCUCGUCAGUUUCAGCGCCUCUUCAAAGCCAUCUAUCAUACGUCCCAUUUCUACUACAUACAUGUCGAUCAGCGCUCCAAUUACCUGCACAGGCAGGUGCACACCUUGGCAGCCCUGUAUCCCAAUGUGAGAGUGACACCAUGGCGCAUGGCCACCAUAUGGGGAGGUGCCAGUCUGCUGACUAUGUACCUUCGCAGUAUGGCUGAUCUGCUGGCAAUGAGGGACUGGAGCUGGGAUUUCUUCAUCAACCUCAGUGCUGCCGAUUACCCCAUCAGGACCAAUAACCAGCUGGUGGCCUUCCUGUCCAAGUACCGAGACAUGAACUUCAUCAAGUCCCACGGCAGGGACAAUGCCAGGUUUAUCCGUAAACAGGGUCUGGAUCGGCUGUUCUACGAGUGCGAUACUCACAUGUGGCGGCUGGGUGACCGUAAAAUCCCAGAAGGCAUUUCUGUGGACGGAGGUUCUGACUGGUUUCUUCUCAACCGCAUGUUUGUGGAGUAUGUCAUCAACUCCAAGGACGACCUGGUCACCAACAUGAAGCGCUUCUACGCCUACACUCUGCUGCCUGCUGAGUCGUUCUUUCACACUGUGCUGGAAAACAGUGCCUACUGUGAGAGCAUGGUGGAUAACAACCUGCGCAUCACCAACUGGAACCGGAAACUGGGCUGCAAGUGUCAGUACAAGCACAUCGUGGACUGGUGUGGGUGUUCUCCCAAUGACUUCAAGCCGGCAGACUUUCAUCGUUUCCAGCAAACGGUGCGGCCCACCUUCUUUGCCAGGAAGUUUGAAGCCAGUGUGAACCAGGAGAUAGUGAACCAGUUGGACGCCUACCUUUUUGGACCAUUUCCCCACGGAACGCAGGGACUAAACUCAUACUGGGAAAACGUUUACGACGAGCCAGAUGGUGUGGCCAGCCUGUCGGACACGCAACUCACAUACUACCACUCCUUCUCACGACUGGGUUUGGCCCGGGCAGCUGCCUCACUGCAGGGAAACCCAAAAGAUCACAGCUGCAGGUAUUUCCCCAUGGGCCACCCAGUGUCGGUGCAUCUCUACUUCCAGGCAGACCAGUUCCAGGGCUACCUGGUAAGGCACCAUGCCACUAACCUGGCAACGAGCAAGCUGGAGACCAUGGAGACGUGGGUGGCACCCAAGAAAAACUUCAAACAAACCACGCCUCCUAGCAGCACAUUCAGCAGGUUGCAGUUUGCUGAGAUCGGUACAGAAUGGGAUGCCAAAGAACGUAUGUUCAGAAACUUCGGCGGCCUGAUGGGGCCCAUGGAUGAGACAGUGGGUAUGCAGAAGUGGAAUAAGGGGCCCAACGUCACCGUCACAGUCGUGUGGAUCGACCCCACUAAUGUCAUCGCAGCCACUUAUGACAUUCUGAUUGACGCGAGUGCUGAGUUCACCCACUACCGACCGCCUCUCAACCAGCCCCUGCGACCUGGAGUGUGGAGUGUCAGGAUCCUGCACCACUGGAGCCCUGUGGCUGAGAUGCGCUUCCUUAUUGCCCCAUUGGCUUACAACAAGCACCAGCCCAUACGACAAGAGGAUACUCUGAAGCUUCACAACGGGCCAGCAAAGAACAGCUACAUGGAGCAGAGCUUCCACGGCCUCAACCCGGUGCUCAACAUCCCCGUCAGUCUGGGCUACGUGGAGCAGGCCAAGAGGAAUGCAGCCCUGACCGGCCCCGAGCUGGAGCACUGGCUGGACAGUCUGGUAGGAGAGCUGUGGGAGGCGGCUGAUAUCUGCGCCGUGGGCCCUACCGCCUGUCCCGUCAUGCAGGCCUGCCCCAAGAACCCAUGGAGCUCCCUGAGCCCAGACCCCAAAUCUCAUCUGGGAGCACCACGGGUGGAUGGGCGCAUCAGGUAGCAGCGAGGCCUCCAGCUGGACAGGAGGUCACGACAAAGAAGAUUCACUAUUGAAUUUUAUUUAUUUAAAGUGUGUGUUGCCGGUGGGGGAGGGUAUUGUGUGCUUCCUCUGUCUCAGGAGGAGAGUGAAACAAAGGAAAACUUUUUUUUUUUUUUUUGCUUUCCUGAUGUUGGUGAGGGUGUCCGAAAAGAAAGUGAGGGAAUGAUUUUGACACCAUCCCAAGGGGUUCCUCCUUUUAGGGGAUUAUGCUGGCUUUGCUAUUUCAGUUUCUCGAUGUAUUUAUUUUUCUUCUCAUGGCUGAGUUUUACUGUGAUCAAACGUUGCAAUUUUCAGCAUUUAUUUUGUUGCUGAAUGAAUUAUGAAGUCAGCUUUUAAAGCCCUGCACAGGGCACAGUGGUCAUGUGAGUGUGGAUUGUCAACACUGGUAGCAGCAUCAGUUCUGCUGCAAAAAGGCCUUAGCUGUAUGACAUACAGUAUAUGAGGAGGUAGAGCCUGGUACUGGAUUAACUGAUGUGCCUCCUAAAGUUUAUGUCAGCAUAAACACAAACUGAUGAUAUUUGAGUGCUCAGAAACACCCAAACAGAGGGAAAUAUCAUUGUUACAUGACUGAUAUGCAUCAUGGUUAAGGCAACUUUUCCAGGGAUUUCAAGCAGAAAAUAUUCUAACACUGUUAAAGCCUGUCACUUCAAAACACAGAGUUCCUGAAAGUUCAGUGAUUCGCUUUGUAAAUCAGUGAAUAAAUCAGUAACAGCAACACAAGUUCUUUAAGUUCAGUGCCUGAUCAGAAUGUUGAACUUUUGUGGCUGGCACAUAAAUGAAGAAAAGAGAAACACAAAUACAGAGGCCUUCUCGGAAUAAUUAAAUCUGUUUGGGGGACGAUAGAAAUUUAACAUAGACAUUUUAGUGUUCUAAAUCCAUAAUAUAUUCAUUUGUGGUAUUUCAACACUCACCAUUCACAUAGUGUAGUGGUCUUUAAUGAAACCCAGAUGUUGUGACAGGCAGAGGGCGAAGACAGAAAUGUUGUCCCUUUUGGUUUUCUUACAGAUCUGCCUCAAACUUGAAACACGAUUAUCUCAAGCUGACCUUAAAAUUCUCAUCCCUGUUUUCACCUUUGUUACUUUCUUUCAAUUAUUGCAGUAAUGUUGUACAUAAUUAUACAAGAAGUCUCAAAAGUGUGUGAAUGAGGAGAAUGAGUCCAUGAGUCACUAUUUAUUUAUAAGUUUAUAUUAAUACUGAUAUUUUUAGUCAGUGACUAAAUAACUGCAGCGCUGCCUUGGCAGCAUGAUAAAUAUUUUUUUGUAAAGAAAGCCGCCUUUAUUUACAAAGGCCAACAGCCCAAACUUAUACUGUACCUUUAUAUGGCCCGCACCUGUGUGUUAGUCCGUGUUGUCCUGUCUGAAUAGAACUUAGUGUCUUGAUUUCUUACAUGGCUGUUUGCCAAGUGCAUCACAAGAGAAAGCCACCUUGACCUGUGAGGUCAAAGUUCAGCUACCUAACAACCUCACCAAAAACAGAAGGUGAACAAAAACAUUCUCCACAUAUAUCACAUUGGACAACAUCUGGAUUGAAGGAGAGGCUGUGCUUUUUAGUGUUUUAUGGUUCCUCUCAGUUUCAGAACGAUUGUGACUGGUAGUGAUUUUCAUGCUGUGACAAUAAUGUGCGAUUUCAAGUGAAUAUUAUAUUGUGUCUUGAUUGCAAAAUGAAUAAUUUAUUUGAUCGGGUUAUGGCGCCUUUUUGACUGUAUUUACAUUUGAAGUACCUUUUCUACCAUCAAGACAAUCUUUGGACAUUUCAGACAAGUUAAUCACACUGAGGAGUAGCACAGUACCACAACACAUCCUGAACAAGAGGUACGGUCACACUUUUAUUUUAUUUCUGAAAUAAUUCCCAUCUGAAGCCAAUUAGAAAUUCAGUCUGUGACUGUCAACAUUGUUUAGCCACCAUAUGAGCAGAGUGAGUGCUUCAGCAAAGGCUAAUUAAAAGACAUUACCGUUCAUUAAUGUCAAGUUCACCUUGCCUCUCUGUCAGAUGUGUUUGUUAUAGUAACUGUGAUCACUCCUUCCCAAAUCAACACUGUUUCUGGGUUUGGGUUGUAAAGGACAAUUUCGGUUUCCACUGGCUGCUUCUGCUGCCAUCUUUGAAACUUGUAGUGCCACCAUGCUCAAAUAAUUACUUCACACACAGUAACACAUUAUUACAUACAUUCAAUGAGAGUUUUAGAAAAAGGUGAAUUAAAUAAAUGUAACUCAAUGUGAAAGUCCUAUUUUGUAACAAAAUGAUUAACAAUGAUGAAAAUGUACAUAGGUAUUUUUUAAUGAAAUAUUGUUUAAAAGGUAUUGUACAUGUAAAUACAGAUGUGGUUAAAAAAAAAGACAUGAAUUAUUAAGAGGUUUUGAAGUGUCAAUAACUGGGCACAAAGAGUGAAUUGAUGGUGUUUAUUGAUCAAAGUACAUAAUCUGUUUCAGUGUUUUGGACAGCUGUGGCAGCAACCUUGUUCUCUUUGCCUCUCAGAGAAAAUUUCAUGCCAGAUUGUUGUUGUUCUUGCUGGAAUGUAUUGUUGAGCAACUGUUGCACAAAUUCCUCUGAACUAAUGUUUCCCCAUUGUUUUAUUUCAUUUUAUUUUAUUUUCUCGGGGAGGCUCUGUGUGCCUUAGCUAACUUUUAGAACCUUCUCAGUCCAUUAAAUAAAAUCCUUAUUUUUUUUCUCCGUUUUGACCUUAUGUGAAGAAUACCAUGAGUCUGUCAAGUGAUUCACUGGUACUGCAACACCAAAAAGAUGUCUGCUGUUGUAUAUAUCAUCAGGCCUUCUGUCUUUAUCAGCUUUUAUUUUUCUGCCCUUUGGGGAUUUGAUUUGUUGUACUUGACUGGCUUGUUUUACUUUUCUCUGACUGCUUUUUGGAAAUAAAAUUCUAUGAAAAACAGA
Sphaeramia orbicularis (orbiculate cardinalfish) is the source of this 5844-nucleotide messenger RNA. It is a transcript of the gene xylt1, whose product is annotated as xylosyltransferase I. Lineage: Eukaryota; Metazoa; Chordata; Actinopteri; Kurtiformes; Apogonidae. Gene Ontology annotation, molecular function: protein xylosyltransferase activity. Gene Ontology annotation, cellular component: membrane. Bases 73 to 2922 code for a protein of 949 amino acids. The record is from RefSeq and is a predicted model, not a curated record. The transcript is spliced from 11 exons. Gene Ontology annotation, biological process: heparan sulfate proteoglycan biosynthetic process; chondroitin sulfate proteoglycan biosynthetic process.